Messenger RNA from Castor canadensis (American beaver), 757 nucleotides. RefSeq names its product chromosome 7 C1orf52 homolog (gene C7H1orf52). The record is from RefSeq and is a predicted model, not a curated record. Lineage: Eukaryota; Metazoa; Chordata; Mammalia; Rodentia; Castoridae.
GGUCGUCGCGCGCAGCCGUCAUGGCAGCGGAGGAGAAAGACCCCCUGAGUUAUUUCGCGGCUUACGGGAGCAGCAGCUCAGACUCUUCGGGCGAAGAGGAUAACAGCGAUCCGGAGGAGACGAGUCGCAAGGGCCCGGAUCCAGCCAAGUCAGCCAGCGGCUGUGGGAACAAGGCGGAGAAGCGGCUGCCGGGACCCGACGAGCUGUUCCGGAGCGUGGCUCGCCCAGCCUUCCUGUACAAUCCGCUCAACAAGCAGAUCGACUGGGAGAGGCACGUCGUCAAGGCGCCCGAGGAGCCUCCAAAGGAGUUCAAAAUAUGGAAGUCAAACUAUGUACCACCUCCGGAGACCUACGUCACUGAGAAGAAACCUCCGCCUCCAGAGCUGGACAUGGCAAUAAAAUGGUCGAAUAUAUAUGAGGACAAUGGUGAGGAUGCCCCCCAGAAUGCUAAGAAAGCCAGGCUCCUACCAGAAGGAGAGGAGACGCUGGGAUCGGAUGAUGAAAAAGAUGAGCACACAUCUAAAAAGCGCAAAGUUGAACCAGGAGAACCAGCAAAGAAGAAAAAAUAGAGAGCAACAAAUGGCAAAAUUUCCUGGACCCACUAAACUUGUUGAAAUGUGUCGUUGAACAAAUUAGUUUGAUAUUGUGGAUUAUUAUGACAAAACAUCUCCAUGAAAGUAUACAUCUUAAUGAACUAAUAAGUAUUGCCUCGAGAACUUUCCACUGUAGAAUUUUUUAUUUAAAAUGUGUAUGUAUU